AGCUGGAGGAGGAGGACGCCGCCGCUCCUCCGCUCGCUCACCGACUCCUCUCCUUGUCUCUGCGGGCGUCAGGCUGCACACACCCGGCGGGAUGGAGCCAGCGGGCGCGUACGGCGCCGGGAGGGCCGGGAGCGUCUCCUUCGACCCGGUCGCUUUCUUCACGCAUCCCCGGACCAUCCUCCGACUGAUGUCGUGGGUUUUCUCCGUGGUGGUGUUCAGCUGCAUCGUGAACGAGGGCUACAUCAACAUCGGCAGCGAGCGGCUGCUCUGCGUCUUCAACAACAACGCAGACGCCUGCAACUAUGGCGUCACUGUGGGCGUGGCCUGUUUCCUGGGCAGCAUCUGUUUCCUGAUCCUGGACGUUUACUUUCCCUCCAUCAGCAACAUCCGGGACAGAAGACGCGCUGUCCUGCUGGACCUCGUCUUCUCCGGCCUCGCCAGCUUCCUGUGGUUCGUUGGCUUCUGUUUUCUGGCCAAUCAGUGGCAGUCGACCUCCCCAGACGAGCUGCCAUUGGGCCAAGGCUCCGACGCCGCCAGAGCCACCAUCACUUUCUGCUUCUUCUCCAUCCUCUCCUGGACCGUGCUGACGCUGAGCGCACUGCGACGCUUCCUGACCGGCAGCAAAACAAACCUGUUCACAUGGCAACAUCUGGAGACCGCCCCGGGCAACGCUCGUGCUACACCGUAUCCCAUCGCCAACGGUGCCACCAUAGUGACCACCAACCCCUACCAAGCCCCGCCCUUCACUGAGACCCUGGACCCGCAGAAACUCACACAGCAGAGACCGAUGGCCCCCGCCUUCUAGAGACAGACACAUGGACAGAGAGAGAGAGAGGAGGUGUGAGAUGAUCCACGCCUCACGGACAACUUCCUGCCUCGCUGUUUUGUAGCUUUCCAUUCUCUCCUGGGACUGGUGGGACUGGGAUUGGUGGGAUUUGGGGGGUCAUGUGAUGUACGGUCUAGUUUCACCAUGUCAACUGCUGGCUGAGCUUAGUUGUGACUUCUCUGUGUCAUGAAUACCGUCUAAUGUUCCUGCAGACACACACACACACACACACACACACACACACACACACACACACACAGCCGCACUGAAACCACAGCUGUACUCACUCACACCUGGAAACAGACCUACGGGUACACCUGGACACACAUGUUUAUACACCUGGAAGGAUACACACACACACACACACACACCUUGACUGCAUGUUCAAAUGGUGAAGUGCAGAUUAACAUAGAUGUAGAUCAGUGAUGACGUUGCCAAAUUAAAGGACACAAGGUCUUAUCUAUGGUGUAUUGACAGUUCUGUUUGCCCUCAGCCUUUCUCUCCAAUCACAAGCUGCCCUGCAGAAACGUGGCCUCCCAUUGGCUGAAAUUGACACAGUCGGGCGCCUUGACCAAUAGAUGUGAGCAAACAAGUGAGGGGGGAGGGGGUUGGGGAUAGAACUUGCUGGAAUUGGUACAUUUUCUUGGCAGGGAAAUAAAGGCAGGCCGGCUUAAUGCAUUCUGAACGCUAUAGUGUUCCAGUGUGAAAUAUUCAUGUGAUUAAAUAUUUUAUUGUGAUAUGCUGAAGUGGAAUAAUGAAGUAUGGAAAAUAAAACCUAUC
Molecule: messenger RNA, 1606 nt
Organism: Platichthys flesus (European flounder)
Lineage: Eukaryota; Metazoa; Chordata; Actinopteri; Pleuronectiformes; Pleuronectidae
Product: synaptogyrin-3-like
Exons: 4
Coding region: 92-805 (237 amino acids)
Cellular component (GO): neuromuscular junction; synaptic vesicle membrane
Source: RefSeq, a predicted model, not a curated record